GGGCGUUUCAGCUCCUUCUCAGAACGAAAGUGACGUUGGUUUCUCUGCCGCAAGUGAAUGAGGGGCAAAGAGAGGUAUCUUCUUUGUUCCUGGAGCCUGCCCUAGAGUUAGCGCAGUGCUCUUCAGAAGAUCGAGAGGCGCUGAGCGAGGCAGUGGUCAUCUCUGGCGACCCAGUCAUGUCCUGGCAGCUCUCUGCAGCGGUGGCGCUCUUCGUGUCCCUGGCUCUGAUUUUGCAUUAUGGCAGUCAAAUAAGAGCAAAAAUGUUUCCAGAAACUGUGGACUUUCAACCUACAACAGCAGCAACAGUACGGGCCACAGCAAAACCUUUCCUGCAUCUAACUAACCAAGUACCUAGCCAAACUUUAGCAGCAAGAUCAAUGGAUGGUCAUAUCGCCUCUCAAAGAGCUGCCACAACCUCCAGCUCUGAGCCCCCAACCACACAUACAACAGUAAAAACUCUAGUAACAACUUCCUUGGUAACUGCAAACAGCACCCCAUCUAGCAGCCCAAUAAUCUACACCCUAGUCACUACCAUCGUCACACCCAAUAACUCAAACACAGCUGCUCCAGUCACUGAGGCUACAAUUGGCCCUAGUGCAGACCCAGGUUCACUGCCAACCACCAGCACUCCAUUGGCCCAUACAACAAGAACCAACCCCUCAACUCUCAGCCACAAAACUAGGAAAACCACCCAUUUUGGUAACCAGACCACCCUUCCAGCAACUUUGUCCACCUCAACACAUAAGAGCACAUCCAGUCACAAGUCUGCUCAAUCCACUCAUGCCCCGGGACCAACCACAGCAGCACACAACACCACCCAAACGGCCUCACCUGCCACCCCAGCUUCUGGGCCCACUCUUGCACCUCAGCCUUCAUCACCCAAGACUGGAAUUUAUCAAGUUCUAAAUGGAAGCAGGCUCUGCAUCAAAGCAGAGAUGGGGAUAGAGCUUAUGGUUCAAGACACAAAGUCGGUUUUUUCACCUCAGAGAUACUUCAACAUCGACCCCAAUGCAACCCAAACUUCUGGGAACUGUGGCUCCCAAAAAUCCAACCUCCUUUUGAAUUUCCAGGGUGGAUUUGUGAAUCUCACAUUUUUGAAGGAUGAAAACUCAUAUUAUAUCAAUGAAGUAGGAGCCUAUUUGGCGGUCUCAAAUCCAGAGAAAAUCUACCAAGGAAUGAAAAGCUCUGUGGUGAUGUUCGAGACUGGGGUUGGGCAUUCCUUCAAAUGUGUGAGCGAACAGAGCAUCCAGCUGUCAACCCACCUUCAACUGAAAACAAUGAAUGUCCAAUUUCAAGCCUUUGAUUUCGAAGAUGACCACUUUGGUAAUGUGGACGAGUGUUCAUCUGACUACACAGUUGUGCUACCUGUGAUUGGGGCCAUUGUACUUGGUCUCUGUGCUGUGGGUUUGAUUGUUUAUGGAAUCCACCUAAGACGCGAACCAUCUGGAUACCAGAGAAUCUAAUUGGUGCCCCGGGGAAAAGAAAAUAAUGGAGUUUAGAGAAUUCUUUCAUCGGUUCCAGGAUAUUGGGUACUUCCCUUACCAUUAGUCCUUCUAACAAUGUAAAUCACCAUCUUUCACAAAACCCAUUUCUGAUUUAAGCACCAAAUCAAUUUCUGCAUAUUUUUUGUUCAUUUUAUGAAAGAUCUAGUGAGUUGCUUCAGAGUAUUUUCCAAGUUGCUUCAAAAUAUUUUAGCCAUUCUAAGUCAACAUUUGAGAUAUGUUAAAUUAACGUAAAGUAUGCAAAGUGGUAUAUGCUUCCAAAUUAUAAACCACAAUGUUAAUUGUAAUAAAUGCUACCCGUGCACAUUGGGGAUUUUACUUUACCUUUCAUCUUUCCCAUUAUAAAACUGCCUCUGCUUUAUCUAUAAAAUGGACUUCUUCUAAUGCUUUUACUAUCCAUGUUUCAUAUGAUAUACAUAUGUCUGAUGAUCUACUUGCCUCCUUUUCCACUUUAAUUUUUUAAAAAGUCAUCAAAACGCCCACCACAUCACAAGUUUUGUAGGUUCGAUGUGACACCAACAAGAGGAACAAAUCAACUUAUACUCUUAAAAAUGAUUAAAGGAAUCAUUGAAAAUGAUUGAAAUCAUUGAAAAUGAAAAAAGGAAUGAUGAUUCCUCCCACUGAAUCACUAGAGACUAAGAAUUAGGUGGCUGUGGACAACAGAAUUCACUAAUAAGCGAAAAACAAUAGCCCUUUGUUUUUGAACACAUAUAUGCCAGACACUAGGCUGAGUUGAGGUACAUCCCAUUUAAUUCUCACAAUUUAUAGAUGAGUAAACUCAAACUUAAGGAAAAUAAUCACUGCAAUGUUACCCAGGUAACAAGUGGCAGACCCAGAAUUUAACUACCGGUUGAUCUGGUACCAAAGUCUCUAGACUGUUCAUUACACCAAAUUGGUUACAAGAACAAAAACACCGAGUGCUGCCUAAGGCCUCUCACUAGCACAUGCUCCUUUUUCCCAGCAAAAAUGAAUUUCUCCAGAAUCAUGAGACAUUAGGAGACAUAAAAGGAGGGGUUGAUUGAUAAUGAAAUGGCCGAUCUUCAAUAAAGUUCUCUACUUCCUUGAAGGAGACCUUGGGGGUCUCUGUAAAACAAGAGUUUCUCAUUUUUAUGGGAUUGUGCAGCUAUGGCUCUAAAGAUAAAGAAAUGGAGUAAACUUCUCAAGUCAUUUUUCUUAUUUCUUAAAAUAGAAAAAUCUUCUAAUCACCAAGCAACUUUUCUUUUUUGAAUGUAGACCUCCCCCUUGUGGUAACUUGUUCCUUAUGCAUAUUAGAGCCACAUUUUCUAUUACGAUUCACUUCAUUCUAUAGAGCAACCUGCCAAGAAUUAUACCCCUGAUUGUUUUUACAACUAAAGGAAGGAACUAAGUAUACUAACAGAGAAAACCACAGACUCCUAGAAUUCUUUAGGAAAGGAAUAAUUCAGGUCAUCCUAGAGUUCAUAUUGACUUUCCUGACUUGUUCUCUUAUGUGUCAAUAGGGUUGCAAGGUCCUUGGUUUAGUCUUAAAAGAAUACUGAAUUGUAUUAAAAGUUUUUGUAAUAAAAACUUAUUUUGGGGA
This is a messenger RNA of Canis lupus familiaris (dog), 3060 nucleotides long. RefSeq names its product lysosomal associated membrane protein 3 (gene LAMP3). NCBI's taxonomy places the organism in Eukaryota, Metazoa, Chordata, Mammalia, Carnivora, Canidae. The record is from RefSeq and is a predicted model, not a curated record. Gene Ontology annotation, cellular component: membrane. The transcript has 6 exons. The coding region runs from base 177 to 1463 and encodes 428 amino acids.